Molecule: messenger RNA, 1032 nt
Organism: Dibothriocephalus latus
Lineage: Eukaryota; Metazoa; Platyhelminthes; Cestoda; Diphyllobothriidea; Diphyllobothriidae
Source: the annotation of a GenBank genome assembly
GUUUUCAACAUUAUGGUUGCCUACUGUGAGGAUAUUCGCGCCCAACUGCCAGUAUCCUUCGUUUUGGGCUUCUUCGUCUCCGGUGUGAUCGGUCGAUGGUUCCAGACUUUCAUACACAUCCCCUGGCUCCAUGAGAUCACCUACAACGUCAUGGCGGCUGUCAACUACGCCGACCCCAGAGUUUCCCGAAGAAUUCGCCUCUCUGUAAUGCGCUACCUAAAUCUGGCAUGGAUCCUUACAAUGCGGCGAAUCAGCGACCGCAUCGCCGAUCGCUUCCGCCAUCGAACCAAUAAAACGGCCGGAACACCAAAACCCGAUGACAAACUGAUUACUCGAGGGCGGAACGAUCUCUGGUCAGUGUCUCAUGUAGGUGCUAGCCACCGUGGCUACAAAACUGGGACUGCUCCUGAUACACUUGUUCAGGCGACCUUCGGCAUGAUCAUCUUGGAAAACGAGAUAAAGGCCUUUGAGCGCAUUGCAAAGCAACACUACCAGAAGACGCACCAACGUUACAUCCCCGAAGCCUGGGUGCCGCUCCAGUGGGCCGUUCGACUCAUCAACAAGGCUGGAAUACAUGCAAACAUAUCUGACCCAAAAUUAAUUCCUACCGUCACCAAGGUCGCAGUCAUUUCUGUCUACAGUUACUUCCUCUGUCAGAUAGUCGGAACACAAUAUGUAGAAAGAAAUGACACCGUCCACGGUAGCAUUCAAACGAACAUUAUAGCAGUUCCCAUUUUUGGCAUCUUUUACUUUCUGUUCCUCAUGGGCUGGCUAAAGGUUGCCUUGUGCGUGAUGAACCCCUUCGGUGACGACUACGAGGACUUCGAGUGCUCAGAGAUUCUAGACUUCAACUUGGAUGUUAGUUACAGGGCUGUUCUAUUGGAUGAAGCGACCUACCCAGAAAGUUUGAAAGUGGCUUCCUUUGUUGCCAAACCCAUGCAGGGAGCAGAGGAGGACAAUCUGCAGGACUUUCUCGAUAAUGCUACCAAGGAACUCCAGGAGAAGGAGUUCAACGAGGCGGCGAACGAGUAA